AUGAGGGCAACAGUUACAAGCAAAGAUCACGAGCUUCAUAGUUACAAGGUUGAAAUGGGGGGUUCAGAGGCUUGCAAGAGAGAGAAGGGUCAAGGAUAUGAUAGGGCUAGUAAUAUGGAAAGUGAGUUUAAUGGCCUUAAAACACUUAUACUGAAAGAGAAUCCUUGUGCAUAUUAUGUUCAUUGUUUUGCUCAUCAAUUGCAAUUGGCACUUGUAGCCGUGUCAAAGAAUCAUAAUCAAAUUGCUUUACUUUUCACUUUGGUUUCUAAUGUGGUGAAUGUUGUUGGAGCAUCAUUGACUGAUGUGCUUGAAAUGAUUUCGGAGGAUGGAUCAAAUUCAGAACAACGAGCAGAAGCAAAUGUAUUGUUGGACUCAAUUCAAUCAUUUGAGUUUGUAUUCAACCUUCAUUUGAUGAAAACAAUAUUGGCUAUUACAAGUGAGUUAUUGCAAGCACUACAAAGGAAAGAUCAAGAUAUUGUUAAUGCCAUGAAUUUAGUUCAAAUUUCUAAAGUACAGCUCCAAAAGAUGAGGGAGAUGGAGCUCAUGGUAUUUAAUGAUCAACUUGAUACAUAUAUUAUCGACAUGCUAUCUAGUAGUGAGUUCUCAAUAUUGAAUGAAAUUGCCGAUCUUGCUAAGAAAAUGGUAGAAACUAGAAGUGACAAAAUAUAUCCAUUGGUGUAUUUGCUCUUGACUUUAGCAUUAGUCUUACCUGUUGCAACUACUACUGUUGAGAGGGUAUUUUCAGCUAUGAAUAUUGUGAAGAAUCGGUUGUGGAACCGAAUGGGUGAUGAAUGGAUGAAUGAUAGCUUGGUUGUCUAA
Messenger RNA from Camellia sinensis, 819 nucleotides. NCBI's taxonomy places the organism in Eukaryota, Viridiplantae, Streptophyta, Magnoliopsida, Ericales, Theaceae. The record is from RefSeq and is a predicted model, not a curated record.